UGACUUUUCCUUUAUUGGUUUUCCAGUGAUGGCAGCCAGGACCCCCUCAGAGCCAAGACCUUCUCCAGAAGGUGACCCCUCUCCACCGCCACCACCAGCACCGAUGUCAGCCCUGGUUCCUGACACACCCCCAGAUACCCCUCCUGCCAUGAAGAAUGCCACUAGCCCCAAGCAGCUCCCACCAGAACCAGAGAGUCCCCUAGGGUUGGUCGGACCUAUAACCCCCCACCAGGAAGAGUCCCCUUUCUCAGAAGUGAAGAUCAGGGGACCCACCCCACCAGCCACAGGCCCACGGGAUGCUAGGCCUCCCCGAAGAAGCAGCCAGCCAUCCCCAACGGCAGUGCCAGCCUCCGACAGCCCUCCCACCAAGCAAGAUGUAAAGAAGGCAGGAGAAAGACACAAACUGGCAAAGGAGCGGCGAGAAGAACGGGCCAAAUACCUGGCGGCCAAAAAGGCAGUGUGGCUGGAGAAGGAGGAGAAGGCCAAGGCCCUGCGGGAGAAGCAGCUGCAAGAGCGCCGUCGGCGGCUAGAGGAACAGAGACUCAAAGCUGAGCAGCGCCGUGCAGCCCUGGAGGAGCGGCAGCGACAGAAGCUCGAGAAAAACAAGGAACGCUAUGAAGCAGCCAUUCAGCGGUCAGUAAAGAAGACAUGGGCAGAAAUCCGGCAGCAGCGCUGGUCCUGGGCAGGGGCCCUGCACCACAGCUCCCCAGGACACAAGACCAGUGGGAGCAGGUGCUCCGUGUCGGCAGUAAACCUGCCCAAACACGUGGACUCUAUAAUCAACAAGCGGCUCUCAAAGUCCUCUGCCACGCUUUGGAACUCCCCCAGUAGAAAUCGCAGCCUGCAGCUGAGCGCGUGGGAGAGCAGCAUUGUGGACCGACUGAUGACGCCCACCCUGUCCUUCCUGGCACGGAGUCGCAGUGCGGUUACACUGCCCCGAAAUGGCCGGGACCAGGGUAGGGGCGGCGGCCCUGGGAGAGCCUCCACGAGGGGCCGGGCAGGGGCCAGCCUCGCCCGUGGGCCACGCCCCGACCGCACUCAUCCCUCCGCAGCAGUGCCGGUGUGCCCACGCUCAGCCUCCGCCAGCCCCCUGACAUCAUGCAGCGCCCCGCGAAGCGCACACCGCUGCGCUCCCGCUGGGGAGCGCCGCAAGCCCAGCGCGGGGGGCAGCCCGGUUUUGGCUCGCCGCCGGCCAGAGGCCUCGCCGGGGCAGAAAAAGGAGAAGAAGGACAAGGAGCGGGAAAACGAAAAGGAGAAGAGCGCCCUGGCUCGGGAGCGCAGCCUCAAGAAGCGCCAGUCGCUGCCCGCCUCCCCCCGCCCCCGCCUCUCGUCUGGGCCGGCCUCGGAGCUCAGCCCCAAAUCCAAGGCCAGGCCAUCCUCUCCUUCCACAUCCUGGCACAGGCCUGCUUCUCCCUGCCCCAGCCCAGGGCCAGGCCACACUCUGCCCCCCAAGCCACCGUCCCCCAGAGGAACCACUGCAUCACCCAAGGGGCGGGUUAAGAGGAAGGAUGAAGUAAAGGAGAGCCCCAGUGCAGCAGGGCCGGAGGACAAGAACCAGAGCAAAGGCAAGGCCAGCAGUGGGAAGGAGCCAGCAGCCUCGGCCUCACCAGCACCCUCGCCUGUGCCCUCACCCACUCCGGCCCUGCCCCAGAAGGAGCAGCCCACAGCUGAGAUCCCUGCAGGCGGGCAUGAAAAGCAGCAGCUGAAAGAUACUGCUGUCCCGACCUCACCCCCAGCCCCCGCUCCCCCUGCGGCCCCUAGCAAACCCAUGGCAGGCACCACCGACCGAGAAGAGGCCACUCGGCUACUGGCUGAGAAGCGGCGCCAGGCUCGGGAGCAGCGGGAGCGCCAGGAACAGGAGAGGAGGCUGCAGGCUGAAAGAGAUAAGCAACUGCGAGAGGAGCAACUGGUGCGGGAGGCUGAGGCCCGGGCGGAGCGGGAGGCCGAGGCCCGGAGGCGGGAGGAGCAGGAGGCCCAAGAGAAGGCGCAGGCGGAGCAGGAGGAGCAGGAGCGCCUGCAAAAGCAGAAAGAGGAGUCCGAGGCCCGGUCCCGGGAAGAAGCCGAGCGGCAGCGUGUGGAGCGCGAAAAGCACUUCCAGCGGGAGGAGCAGGAGCGGCAGGAGCGCCGGAAGCGGCUUGAGGAGAUAAUGAAGAGGACUCGGAAGUCUGAAGGUGCUGAAACCAAGCAGAAGCAGGACAGAAAGGAGGCAAAAGCCAACAACUCCAGUCCAGACCCUGAAAAAGCAGAGGAGACUCGGCCCUCAGGGCAGCAGAAGGAGGCUGUGCAGAAAGAGGAGCUGGCCCCCCAGGAGCCUCAGUGGAGCCUGCCGAGCAAGGAGUCGCCAGGGUCCCUGGUGAAUGGCCUGCAGCCUCUCCCAGCCCAUCAGGAGAAUGGCUUCUCUCCUAAGGGACCCUCUGGGGACAAAAGUCUGGGUCGAACACCGGAGACACUCCUGCCCUUCGCAGAGGCAGAAGCCUUCCUCAAGAAAGCUGUCGUGCAGCCCCCUCAGGUCACAGAAGUCCUUUGAGGGGCGGCCUUGGCUCCAGGCGCAGCUAUGAGGGCUCCUCUGCAUCGUCUGCCAGGAUGUCUGGAAGAGAAAGAGACAGAAACAAGCCGGAAGUGGCCUGGGCCCCUGGGGUGGGUCCUCUCUGUUGUUUUUAAUCUGCACCUUAUAGACUGAUGUCUCUGGCUGGAGCCAGCUCCUGCCCCUCAGUGCAUUCGUGUGCUCACACGCGCGGACCCCCACACACACAUACACUCACAGCCUCUCUGGCCUCCCCCUGGGGAAGGGCCGCCUGUAGUAUUGCCUUGAUUUGGUGGGUACAGUGGAUGUGAAUACUGUAAAUAGCUUGUGCUCAGACUCCUCUGCUUGGAGGGGGUGGGUGCAGGAGGCAGACCCUCCCAAGACUCCCUGGGGAGAUCUUCCUCUCUCUAUUUAACUGUUACCGAGGGGGAGCCAGGGUUUGGGGGUGGGGGGCACCUUGGGCCACAGGAUACUGGUUGCUUUAGGGGUAUCUGUGCCUCCCGCCCUCGCCUGGAAUCAGUGUUACUGCAUCUGAUCAAACGUCUCCAGAAAUAAAGUGAGAAUAAUUCUGCCA
This is a messenger RNA of Condylura cristata (star-nosed mole), 3098 nucleotides long. RefSeq names its product MAP7 domain containing 1 (gene MAP7D1). Gene Ontology annotation, biological process: microtubule cytoskeleton organization. The record is from RefSeq and is a predicted model, not a curated record. Bases 29 to 2527 code for a protein of 832 amino acids. Lineage: Eukaryota; Metazoa; Chordata; Mammalia; Eulipotyphla; Talpidae. Gene Ontology annotation, cellular component: microtubule cytoskeleton. The transcript has 16 exons.